CAAAUGAACAUAUUAGUCAUGUCAAUUGUCGAAUAAGUUGUCAUACUGUACACCAGUUAUGAUGUCAGUAAAGUUUUAAGAAGUUGUCCGAAUAGUUAUUAAACUUGAACAAUGAGGCAUGUUCUAGUAGUUUUGCUUCUCCUUUGUGCUUUUCAGCCUAACCAGACCAGAAGAAGAAAGACACCGUGUUCGAGACACAAACCAUACUGUAAACCAGUUACGAAAAAAAUAAUUGAAACAGACAAAGCUCCAAUAAUCCCUUUACCUUUCAGUCAAGCUGUUUUGGCGGGAAAUACUCUAUACAUGUCUGGACAAUUAGGAGUAGACCCUGUCACACUUCAACUGGUUCCAGGUGGUCUUAUUCCUGAAACUGAACAGAUAUUCAAGAAUUUUCGUGCUAUAUUAGAGGCUGCUGGUGGUAGUUUAAAGGAUGUUGUCAAAGUAACAGUUUUUCUGACAGAUUUAAGAGAGUAUUCUGCGUUUAAUGCAGUCUAUAUGAAAUACUUUCCAAAGAAUUUCCCUGCUAGAUCAUCUUGUCAAGUAGUAGCAAUAUCAAUAGGAGCGCAGUUAGAGGUUGACGCAAUAGCUGUUAUUGAUAAGUGCUGAUGGCGACGACGAGUUAAGACAACGAGACAUAAAAUAACUUCAAGAAUGCAUUAAAUAUAAAAUUAGAAAAUGUUUAA
Molecule: messenger RNA, 683 nt
Organism: Mytilus californianus (California mussel)
Lineage: Eukaryota; Metazoa; Mollusca; Bivalvia; Mytilida; Mytilidae
Product: 2-iminobutanoate/2-iminopropanoate deaminase-like
Exons: 7
Coding region: 112-606 (164 amino acids)
Cellular component (GO): cytosol
Molecular function (GO): deaminase activity
Source: RefSeq, a predicted model, not a curated record